AUGUUGCCGGCGAUUGAACCUCCAAAGGAAGAGAAGCGGUUUCAAGGUGAAUAUGUGGAAACUUAUUUUGGAGAUCCAGAUGGUGUGAAAGAAGAUGCGCCGGGACCAAACUAUGUUGAGCUUGCAGCCAAAGUGACACCAUCAAUGAGAGAAGAGCGUAUACGGGAAAGCAAGCUACAAGGGCAAAUGAAAGAGAGAAGAAUGAAAAAUCCGGAGGCGAGAAAGGACCUGCACCAAGAAAAAGCACUAAGAGAGGCAGCGAAACAGAUGAAAGUAGAAGAUUUACCAAAAGAUGAAGAUCCAGAUGAGUUCGGAAUUGAAGGUGUUUACAAAUGCGGAAACUGUUUGGUUGGAUUUGCACCAGUGAAAAAGAAGAAGUUGAUGUUCGUGACCCUAACUGAGCGAUGUUUGGAACUUCAUGACUCUGAAAAGGCGUACAGAGCUGGCAAAUCAGCAAAGCAUAUGGUGGAUCUCGCAAUGUCUUUCAAUGUUCACAGCGAGCAUUAUGAUGCAAAACUAAAGAAAUGCUUAUGCUUGAUGGGCCCAGAUGAAACAAUCUGUAUGAGACCGGAAGGUGGAAUUUUAACAAUUGAGGGAUGGAGACGUGCAAUUACAAAAGCAAUUCAUGAUGCGAGAAGAAGGAAAAUGGACCGUGAACCGAGGCCAGAGGAUAUGUUCGAUGCCGCAUAUGACAUCCGUAUCUGCCCAUCAACAAAAAAUGCAGAGAAAUAUCAGAGUAAGUUGAAAAAAGAUGGAAUGAUCAAUAUAUGCACUAUUGCAAAGGAGUUGGCGGGAAAGAAAAGAUUAUGCUUAUUUCCUCAUUCGUUAGCAAUUGUUGACCUAUGCAUUGAACCAACUGCUUACGGACUCCCGCCUGCAGGAUUUCCACCAUAUCGGACUGCUAAUAUGUUCAUCUUAGAAAGAAGUACAAUAGCUUAUUACGGGCAUCGCGAUGAGUACUUUUUCAUGAGAAUCGGGAAAGGAAGCCCAUAUCGUGGUUACGAAAUUUUAUUUCAAGUUGAAAACAAUGACGUAUGCAAAGAGAUUUAUACACGUAUCAGACACUUGGCUGAGCGGGAUGUUGAAUCUAGGAAACAGGAAAUGGCGAGGAGGGCCGAAGGAAGCGAUAUGCAUGGAAUGGAAUCGCUUUCUGUUCCUUCCCCGCUUUUGCAUCGUACCAAACUUUCCCUCGAUACACCGGUGCUCACUGCUCGGGAUCGUCGUCUUAUGUUGGGAAGGGAUUCACUCUCGUUUGCAUCUCUUGAAAGAGAUGAUUCUGCUCCGUCGUCACCAUUCGCCAACUAUAACCGUCCCCGUGGAUCAUUGGGAAACUUUCAGAUUGACCAUCUUUCUAGACUUGACCAACAACGUGGAUCAAUUCAUUCUCUUGGAAAUCUGCCGAUUGAUAGGUCCAGACUCAAUGUACCACGAGCAGCGUUCCCAAGUGUAAAACAAGCAAAAGAAGAAACUGGUCUACGUGAAGUAUUAUUCGAGUCUUAUGCACAGAUGAAAAAGAAGAACUCAACUCAAUCCGAGAGAGGCGAGAUUUUGAUUCCGGAUCAAGAAAGAAAAAUGUCAGAUAAUAGACCACGUAGAAGGACUCAAGAUGAAAAAGACAUUUCGAGGCCCGAGAAAAAGUCACUUGAGCCUACAAGACCAAGAUUGCCACCUCUCAAAUUCAACGCCAAUAAACCGUCUGGCGAGUUUCUCAUAGCACUUCAACGGGAGAAAGAACUUUUGGAAGAAGCAAAGAGAAACGGAUCCGACGGGAAACCAACUAAUCCUGACGGAAAUCUGAGACAAGUGAAAAAGGAUUUUUUGGAUGUGCAUGGUCCCCCACCACUUCCGCCCGAUGUGGGUAUAGUCCCGAAGCAGUUGAAUAGCGACUACACUCUGAUGGGCCCAGGUGAUUGGAACAAAAUGGAGGAGUUGAAAGACGACUACUCGGAUAGUGGGGACAGCUGCUAUUCCUCUAGGAGGGGAACAGAGACUCAUCGUUCCCGUCCGAUCCAGCCACACUUGGCAUGUCAAAUGCCAAACAGAGCACAAUCGUUUGGUGCCAAGCAACUGAAAUUCUCCAACAGACUUCCUCCUACAGUAAACCUGCCUGAUUCAGAACGGAAGAUAUCUGCUGCUGUUCAAAGUACAGCUAACCAACUGGACCUUCCUGAAGAUGACCCAAGAAAAAGAGCAUUCUCACUUGGGAGCAGAAAUUUUUUCAGUCUCAUUGGGUUCACUGAUUUCCGCCGUCUCGUGAGUAAACGUCAUCGCACCACAUCUCCGAAUCACACUUCAACUUCCGGGAUCUCAUUGAACUCAUCCAAUCCUUCUCCAUCUGCCAGUAGUAACUUUUUGGCGUCUGCUGAGUAUCUUGAACACACAAGAACUGAAAGUUUUGGGUCAUCAGCUAGAAGCAGUCCUUCCAAAGGGUAUUCAUCAUACCGGACCACAUCUCCAAAACGGAAAUCUGACGAUGAUUUGGUAUCUAUUGACUUUUCAAAACUAGGAAAAAAGAACUCUAUCACUGAAAUGAAACGAUCUCCUUUCGGAGGCGGUGGACCGGGUGGCUCCUUUGAUUAUGAUAGACAAAAGAGGGAAAAAGAGGAAAAUGACAGAAAUGAAAGAGAACAAAAAGCAAUGGACUUAAAAAGGAAAGAAGAAAUGGAAGCAAGAGAACUAGCUGCCAAGAAAAGAGAAGCCGAGAGAAAGAUUCAAGAGAAAAAGGAACGGAAAUUGGAAAAGGAACGUGAAAAGGAAAGACAAAAAGAGAAGGAUAGAGAACAUGACCAGGAGAAAGACUUCCGUCCGAAAGCUGAUAGUGGAAUUGCUGAUUGCACUCCUGGUUCAAGUUUUUCAGGGAAGAAAGAUGGGAAAGGUGGAGACUCAUCUUACGUUGAUGCAGAGGGAUUGAGAUUCCUUGCAGACAUUAAGAAGAGAAAAAAGGAACAAGAAGCAUUGGAAACAACUACAUCAUCCUCUUCCUCUCUCAGUACUAUCGUUUCUCUUGAUGAUAACAAAACCGCUCGCAAAAUUACAAAAACAGCAGAAACAACAACAACCAACAUUUCCAAAGCAAUUGGGGCAGUUGAUAUCAACAGAAGAUCUUCUACGUGUGCUGAGUUGAACCGUAAACCAUCAAUUUGUACUGCUAUUAUGGAAGAGAAGGAGGGAGAAGCAUCGGAAACAGAAUCCAGAGGAGAGCCGUCUGAUAAAAAGACGUCUGCUGCACCGGUGACUCGUAAAACUGCAUCUACUGGUAGUAGCAUGAGUCCUUUCAGAAGACUCAAAUUCCUCAGCUUCCGCAAAAACUAA
This is a messenger RNA of Caenorhabditis remanei, 3312 nucleotides long. RefSeq lists its product as uncharacterized. NCBI's taxonomy places the organism in Eukaryota, Metazoa, Nematoda, Chromadorea, Rhabditida, Rhabditidae. The transcript has 18 exons. The coding region runs from base 1 to 3312 and encodes 1103 amino acids. The record is from RefSeq and is a predicted model, not a curated record.